UGAAACGUCAAACAAACUCAUUGAAGAUGUAAUCAAGUUCUAACUUAAUGUUUGUGAAAGAGAAGUGACAUGCCAAAAUAAAUAACCUUAACUGACCCUCUGAACAUUCACGCCGGAGAUGUAUAUCUAUUUUGUCCUUAGCAUCUGAUAUUUCAUGCAGUGCAACAGAAGGACUUUUUUUUAAUGUUUACGUAUAUUUCAAGAGUUGUUGUCGUCAAGAGACUUUAUACGGUACUUUUGGGAACGUUAUUGACCAGCUGAAGGCCAAUGUGGAAUGCUUCCUCUUGACUAAAUUGUGUAUUUGCGCGUAAUACAUGCAGGUGGUGCAGUUACCUGGAAUGAAGAUAGUCUGAGAGAAGCUGCAUAAAUAUUCAGUUAGAUCUUGAAGAUGGCAUCAGGGAAAUGCAGAAGUUCUGUUUGUGGUGCAACUCUCAUCAAACAAGAGCCAGUUGAGGCUGACCCACUUGCAUCCCCAGAACAAGAGAUCGAGCACAUAUCUGUUAAGCAAGAAACUCCUGUUGAUGCCAACCCACUUGCAUCCUCCAAGCAAGAGAUGGAGUAUGUAUCUGCUAAGGAAGAAACUCCAGAGUGGGAUGUGCCUGAUGACCACGAUAGUACGUAUGACCCACAAAGCAUCAUCAAAGAGGAGUGUUCAUCUUCAGAAGACUUUCUGAGCCCUAGCGCUCCCAGUAUUGAGGACGACGACGAGGAAAAUGAGGAUGCAGUGAGUGAGGAUGACUUUCAGGAGCUCAAGCAUGAAGUGGAGUCAAGAAGUGGUGGCAGUGAAUCAGAAAGUUCCAUCGGUGUUGGUGUGGACAACGACAACGACACUAACGGAGACAACAGCGGUUUGAUUACCAGCAUUCCACUGCAUUCGUGCAGUGUGUGUCACAAAAUGUUCACGAAGAGUACCUAUUUGAAGAAACACUUCAGAGUCCAUAGUGGUGAACGCCCAUACAGCUGUGGCGUUUGCAACAAGACUUUUGCGCAAAGGUGGGCACUGAAACAACAUUCGCGGCGGCACACAGGCGAACACCCAUACAACUGUGGCGUUUGCAGCAAGGCAUUCAUGCAAAAAUCUGAUCUGAAGAAGCACUUCCGGGUGCACACUGGUGAACGUCCGUACACCUGUGACGUUUGCAACAAGGCUUUUGCACAAAGUAGUGCGUUGAAGCAGCAUUCACGAUUGCACACUGGUGAACGCCCAUACAGCUGUUGCGUCUGCAGAAAGACAUUCAGAGACAGUGAUAAACUGAAGAAUCAUUCACGAUUGCACACUGGGGAGCGUCCGUACGUCUGUGGUAUGUGCAACAAGACAUUCGCUCUAAGUGCUUCACUGAAGCGGCACUCACAAGUGCACACUAGUGAACGCUCGCAUAGCUGUAGUGUUUGCAACAAGACAUUCAGACACAGUAGUAGCCUGAAGGACCAUUUGCGAAUCCACAGCGACGAGCGCCCCUACGUAUGUGGCAUUUGCAACAAGACAUUCGCUCAAAGUUGGGCACUGAGGCACCAUUCACGAUUGCACAGUGGUGAACGCCCAUACAGCUGUUGCAUUUGCAGAAAGACAUUCAGAGACAGAGAAGAAGUGAAGAAGCAUACUCGACUCCACACUGGCGAGCGCCCAUACAUCUGUGGUGUUUGCAACAAGACUUUCGCUCUAAGUUCUUCGCUGAAGCGGCAUUCUCGAGUGCACUCUGAUGAACGGCCUCACAGCUGUGAUAUUUGUAACAAGUCAUUCAGAUGCAGUAAUAGCCUGAAGAAGCAUGUGCGCAUGCACACUGGCGAGCGCCCGUACGCAUGUGGCGUUUGUAACAAGACAUUCGCGCAAAGCUGGGCGCUGACGCAGCAUUCACGAUUGCACACUGGUGAACGUGUACACAGCUGUGGCAUUUGCAACAAGACAUUCACUCGAAGUUCUGCACUGAAGAAGCAUUCACAGCUGCACACCGACGAACGCCUAUGAAGCUGUCAAGUGUGUCAUAUCCCUUUACACCCUGAAAUAUUUUUCAUUGUGCAAGAACUGCAAGUAGCAUUGUUAUAGUGUCCUGAUGUCAUUGAUUGCAGAAAAAAUACUGCAAACAUUUUUUCAUUUAUAAUUAUCCAAAAAAGCACUAGCAUGAUCAUGCACGUCAGGUUUUAAUUCAUUAGACAGUUCAUAUGAUCUCAUGCUCUCAUCAAAAAUAUUACAAUCAUAGCAAAAAUGUUUUAAUAAUUACAUCAUAAAAUCAAACAUUAUUUUUUGCAAAAUGACUUGAAACAGUUUUUUUCUUUGAAUAGACUUAAGUACUGAUUGUAUUUGCCAUGUUUAGUUUUUGCCCUGCUGUUGCAGUACUGAAUCUGGCAAGUCCUUGGGGAAUAAAUGUCAUCCACUGUUGGCCAGUGGUCAUAGCCAUCAUACCUCUUGUCCAGUCCUGGUUUUGGAUGGGGUUUGUAAAUUUAUGCCUUUCUAGGUGGAACUACUUCACUUUAAUUUUAGCUCACGUUCUUCUGUCAUUUUCCUAUCUGGACAUGACAAUAGAGCUUCAGCCAAAGACAUCCUGAAUUUCAGCAAAUCCAUUACAUUCUAUUUUGGAAGUUGCUGUUCCCUGCAGUGCUGUCUAUACAUAAACCGACAAUUUACUACAAUCAGGUCUGUAAAGUAAAGUAAGCACUUAAGGGUUCGUUUUUUUGUUCGGAUCCAUGUCUGAUAGCAUUCAGUCUGUUGGUCAUUAAUAUCUACUCCAUCCAUAUUAAUAUUGUACUUCUUAAUGACAGAAAGACAGUCUAUUUCUAAAUAUUUAUAUACCUUCUUACCCCACCUUUGGACUUUGCACUUUGGCUCUAUGCCAGCAGAAGUGGAUGCCACAACAAUCUUUUGAUUAUCCUGCCACUUAUUGAUCAUGACUGGCUCAUCUGAUCUAAUGUACUGAUGACGUUCUCCUCUAUUCAUUUACUUUCAGUUUAAUAUUUUUAUUCUGUUUGUCAUUAUUGUUCCUGUGCCUUCGAUUCCUCUCUGAGUUUCUCUAAGAGGGGAGUGGUAGUGAAAUAUCUAUCAAAAUAAAUGAAACUUUCCUGUGGUAGAGUUUGGGAAAGUUGAAAAUCUUUGGUGGUCCUAAGCCUAAUGAUUUCUCACCAAAAUUCGUGCUGGCACCCUGAUAUAUCUCAAAAUCUAAAACUAUACCUGAAGCUGAAGCCAAAAUAAAUUUCUUAAACCCUAUAGGUCUAGGUUUGCCUUUGACAUAUUGUUUUAAUUUACAAUGCCCUGUGAAGGAUAUCAUUUGUUCAUCGAUGCUGUAACAAUUGACUGUACAGGAUGAAGUAUGGUAUCUCUCUCUCUCUCUCUCUCUCUCUCUCUCUCUCUCUCUCUCUCUCUCUCUCUCUCUCUCUCUCUCUCUCUCUCUCUCUCAGCAUCAAUGAGUGGUUGAAUCUUCCACAGUUUAUUCGUCUACAGCAUCUACAAAAUGUAUGUUGUAUUGCAGGGCAAUAAAACGGUCUCGAGACGUACUGUCACUAACUUUGUUCAGAGAAAUGCAUUUCUGCCAAUACAUAGGUAACCUAGGAUACCUUAUGCACCCCAUAGUUAAUUCCAAAAAACAGCUUAAUUUCUCUAGCUGUUGUAUCCAAAUACCGAGUGGGGCUCUGAAUGGGCGAAGGAUUCUGUAACAAAGAAGAAAAAAUCCAAGGUGUAUGGUAAGUAAUAAAUAUAAUGCCUAAUGUUGUAUGGAAAUCGGAAGUAAAACCAACUAAAUAGCGACGUAACAACCUGCCCAAUUACUGUUAAGAAGUAUGAGAUUAUUGACGUUAUUCAUUGCCAGUCUGUUGUAUAUACAAUAUCAAAAAAACACAAACGGAUAUACGUCAAAAGACUUUAAAUAACACAAGUCAGCUACUAACCUGAAGAACACGUGACGCUUCUGUUAACACCCACAUUCACCGUUUCAUUCUGCUGCUCUCUGUUGACGUGGAAUCGGAACAAAAACAAGUGAAACGUGAAGCACACAAGUUGGACGAUCGUUUCAGGCUGGUUGGAAGCAAAGCAGAAGCAACAGGUCGGCAUACAAAAUAAAAAACCGAACCAGCACGAUCGUGUGGCCUCAGGCGGAAAAGGAUAAGAGAUCAGAAGCAUGAUCAAGUUGAAGGAACACUUGUGAUUGCACACUGAUGAAAAAACAUACAUUUUCAACAUUUAUCAAAUGUAAUUUUUGUACUGUAGA
Messenger RNA from Schistocerca americana (American grasshopper), 4196 nucleotides. Its product is annotated as zinc finger protein 501-like. Lineage: Eukaryota; Metazoa; Arthropoda; Insecta; Orthoptera; Acrididae. Gene Ontology annotation, biological process: regulation of transcription by RNA polymerase II. The coding region runs from base 389 to 1966 and encodes 525 amino acids. The record is from RefSeq and is a predicted model, not a curated record. Gene Ontology annotation, molecular function: RNA polymerase II cis-regulatory region sequence-specific DNA binding; DNA-binding transcription factor activity, RNA polymerase II-specific. The transcript is spliced from 9 exons. Gene Ontology annotation, cellular component: nucleus.